Striga hermonthica is the source of this 1242-nucleotide messenger RNA. The record is from the annotation of a GenBank genome assembly. Lineage: Eukaryota; Viridiplantae; Streptophyta; Magnoliopsida; Lamiales; Orobanchaceae.
AUGAUUGCAGUGGGCUCAUUGUACAAUGUUAUCAAGGAAAGCAAUGUUUCAGUUGUGUCUACUAACUUGCAGUUUUGUGGGCUCACUAAUAGUAUGGGUUCAAGUGAGAUGGGCUCAUCAGAUAGGGUUGUUGUGGACACAGGGCAAUCCUUGGUUCCAAGGGGUGAAAAUAGAAUUUGGAGUUUCGUAGGGACUAAUUUGCAAUUUGAGAACUGGACAGACAGUUUUGGCAUUGUGGCUAAUCACAGCCAACAACAAACUGAUGCCUCCACAGAAACUACUAAUGGCAAUAAAACUCAGUUCAUUGGAGUUCAUUGUGAUAAAUUGAUCGUCAACGACUCGACUACCCAGUCCAAGGCGGAAACCGGACAACAAAAGGUACUUUGCAAGCUGGCUCAAAAUCGAGAAGCUGCAAGGAAGAGUCGAAUGAGGAAAAGGGCAUAUGUCGAACAAUUAGAAAACAGUCGGCAAAGGCUCGAACUGCUGGAGCAGGACAUCAAACGAGCGCGUCAGCAGGGUUUAUUCAUUGCACCUGGAUUUUUUUCAGUAGAUCAGACACACUCUACGGGCGAAUGUGGGCCCGCGUCAUUCGACGUAGAUUAUGCUCGUUGGCUUCACGAGCAUCAACGUCUCAUGAACGAUUUGAGAUCGGCCGUAAAUUCUCAUGUGGGUGACAUCGAACUCAAACUUAUAGUUGACAAGGUUAUGUCGCAUUAUGAAGAGGUGUUUCGGCUCAAGAGCUCAGGCGCGAAAUUGGAUGUGUUUCAUAUUCUUUCGGGAAUGUGGAAAACUCCUGUCGAGCGGUGUUUCAUGUGGCUGGGAGGAUUUCGUUCCUCGGACGUUCUCAAGGUCCUCGGGAGCGAAAUCGAGCCACUAACGGAACAACAGUUGGUCGGAUUUUGCAACCUACAACAAUCGUCCGAACAAACCGAGGAUGCUCUUUCCCAAGGGAUGGAAGCCUUGCAACAAUCACUUGUAGACACACUCUCCUCAAACUUGCUGGGCCCACGAAACUCGGGCAACAUAACCGAUUACAUGGGACAAAUGGCUAUUGCAAUGAGCAAGCUUACGACACUCGAGAAUUUCCUCCAUCAGGCCGACCUUCUGAGAUUACAAACAUUGCAACAAAUGCAUCGGAUUUUGACGACACAUCAAGCUGCCCGUGCGCUUCUUGCUAUUAACGAUUAUAAGUCGAGGCUUCGGGCUUUGAGUUCGUUAUGGCUUGCACGUCCCAAGGGGUGA